Molecule: messenger RNA, 882 nt
Organism: Schistocerca piceifrons (Central American locust)
Lineage: Eukaryota; Metazoa; Arthropoda; Insecta; Orthoptera; Acrididae
Product: E3 ubiquitin-protein ligase BRE1A-like
Exons: 2
Coding region: 1-882 (293 amino acids)
Source: RefSeq, a predicted model, not a curated record
AUGGAUAAUGAGCAACAGUCAGUAAGUAGUGAUACCGAGUUGGAAAGUGGGACACAAAGUAAUGUUAGUGACGUAGUUCAGGAAGUACAAUGUGAAAAUCUGGGGGCGGAAGGGCAAGAAAUGUUGCCAUUGCCACCCAGUGAUUCAGUUGAUAGCGGAAAUACUGUGCCAUCCGCAAGCACUGGACACGGACCAGAGAGUGGUGAGGUGUCAGAAGUGCAAUCAUUAAGAGUUAUGUUCGAGCGCAUGCUCAAUUUCCAAGCUGAAUUUGUACGCGUGCAAGCAGAGCGUGAUAGAGAACGUGAUGCUGAACAAGCAGAGCGUGACCAGAGAUUGGUAGCUGAAUUUGCAUGUAUGCAAGCAGAACGCGAUAAAGAACGUGAUGCUAAACAAGCAGAGCGCGAUAAAGAACGUGAUGCCAAACAAGCAGAGCGCGAUAGAGAACGUGAUGCUAAACAAGCAGAGCGUGACCGACGCCUGCAUGAGAGGGACUUGCAGUUGAUGCAAACUUUAGAAGUUAUGCAAAGUGAGAUUGUUAGUUUGAAACAAAAACAUGAAACCAUACCCAAAACGGUGCAAGAAUUAAGCGAAAGAGUAGAUAGUGUUCAAGUGGCUAACGCCAAUAUCGUAGAGGAAAUCAGUGUCCUGACUAAUAGGGUCGAACAACUAGAAAUUGACACAACUCAAGUAAUUGAGAACAAAGUGAUCGAACAAGUGCACAAAGUAGAAAAUGAAGUCAUAAAAGAAAUAGAUCAGAAAGUGCACGCCGCAAUUGAGGCCAGAGAUGUGGGCUCAAGUUAUACAUUGUAUAUAAGCACAGAAGAUAAGAAUAGCAGGGUGCAACCUUACCAGGUGCGCUCAGAAAAGGAAAGAAAAAUAUAA